Striga hermonthica is the source of this 1836-nucleotide messenger RNA. The record is from the annotation of a GenBank genome assembly. Lineage: Eukaryota; Viridiplantae; Streptophyta; Magnoliopsida; Lamiales; Orobanchaceae.
AUGGCUGUGAAGAUGAUGAGAUGGACGCCGUGGCCUCCGGCGUCGGCCGCCGGGGUGCGGAGGUUUCGCGUGGGGGUGAAGCCGGCGAGACUGGACGGAUUUGGGGAAGACUGUGGCGGCGGCGGCCAUGAGGGGUCCGUGGCAGUCAAAGUUAAAUGGAAAGGCGAGCCCAGGCUGUUUCCGUUGAUGGCGCCGUUCCAGUCGCGGCCGAGGGCGGAGACAUCGAGCCGGAAAACUUUGGAGAAGGGGUUGGGAUUUAUCGAGUGGGACGAAGAUGGAUGGUUCGAGAACAUUUGCUGUCUUUCGGUGGUUUCUGAUCACGAUGUUCAUCCUAAAUUCGGAGCCUGGGAAAUCACCUUCAGCGUUCUUCAUUCGUCGGAGAAGAUGGAUUCAAAGGCUAAAACGGCGGUGAUCGGGAGAGUCUCAGUGAAUAUAUCGGAAAUUGCUGCGAGAACAGAGAAAUCUUCGAUUGAGCAGAAGUUGCCUCUGAGCUUGCAGAUUGAUGGAGUAACAAGGGAAGCUUUCCUCACGGUGUUAUUUAAUUUUGUUGAAAUAAGAGAUUCCCAAGAACCAAUGGCUAUAACUCGUGCCGGAUCAGUAAACAUCUCAAGCACAGGCGAAGAAAAAGAAAGUGUGAAAGCAAGAAGAAGAUCGUUGAGCCAAGAAGAAGAAGAAAGCCUGGACGAAUCGGAUGAUUCGAGCACUAUAGAGGCUCAAGAUGUCAAGCCGACCCUUGCUUUGGGACAUGUGCUGACCUCAGACAAGAAAGAAGGAUGGUUUUCCUGGAAAAAUAGGAGGUUUUAUACUUUUAAGCGUGCGAAGACCAAAGAAGAGAAAUUUGAUGAAAAGCCGAAAAGCUCUUGUAACUCUUUCAGUGAGAGCAAGAUCGAUAUCCAUCCUAAAUCGUCUUCAACGGGAUCAGAGAAAGAAGUUCCAGAACCAGACACCAUCCAAGACAAUCCAGAAGGCUCCUGGGAACAAAAAGAGCUCGUAAGUCGAGACGGGCAAUCGAAACUCACAGCACCCGUCUUCCUUGCCUCGUUCGACCAGCGCAGCCCAAAAGCUGCCGGCGAGGGCGCUUGCACGGCCCUAGUUGCCGUCAUAUCCCACUGGCUCCUCUCCAACCCCACCAAACCCAACCCCAACCGUCCCGAGCUCGACUCCCUCAUCAUCCACGGCUCUUCUGAGUGGCAAAAACUCUGCCGAGACACCACAUACUUGUCCGACUUCACCAACUGCCACUUUGACCUCGACACCGUCCUCCGGGCCCGCAUACGGCCCGUCUCCAUCUCUCCCGGCCGCUCUUUCGUCGGUUUCUUUGGUGCCGACAGGUUCGAGUCCCUCAAGGGGGCCAUGUCCUUCGACGACAUCUGGAACGAGAUCACCACAAAUAUCGAUGAUAAUGCCGAGCCGGGAGUGUAUAUAGUGAGCUGGAACGACCAUUUUUUCGUGUUGAAGGUGGACUCGGAUGCUUACUACGUGAUCGACACUUUGGGGGAGAGGCUUUUCGAGGGGUGUGAUCGGGCGUACGUGCUGAGGUUCGAUAAGAGCGCAGUCAUGACCGAGAUUAAAGAGGAGAAGAUAAUAUGCAGUGGGAAAGAGUGCUGUCGGGAGUUUAUCAAGAGAUUCCUGGCGGCUAUACCGUUGAAGGAGCUGGAAGACGAGGAGAGGAAGAAUGGGGUCUCGUAUUUUUCCCUUCACCACAGGCUGCAAAUCGAAUUCAACUACAGCUGCUUAUUAUCGUCUUUCGAUUCUUCUUCUAACUCAUCGUCCCUAAUGUCGUCUCCAUUUUCUUCCUCGACCUCGACUACUAACUCUAUGUCUUCUCCCCUGUGA